GCCGGUCAAGACUUCACCAAACUUGUCAAGUAAAGGUAUAAUAUAUGGCUGGAUUUGCACUUUUGUAUUAUGGAAAUCGUAGACGCAAAUAGUUCUUUUACGUCUUGGAGUAAGCUUCUUCGAUGCAGCAUUUGUCUUGGUGUGUACCGUCGACCACAUACACUGCAAUGUGGACACAGCUUUUGUACAAGCUGCCUUAAAAAUCUUGCCAGACUGACAAAAGAACAAUUUCCUCAAUGUCCAUUCGCAAGAUUGAAGUUCUCUUGUCCGACAUGUCGAAAAAGGACACUAGUUUCAUCAGUUCUGAACAGGCGAAUGUACGUCAAUUACUCCAUUCAAGAUUUUGUUGAAAACUGGCGUGAACAAGAUAAAAAGUUUCAGGAUGAAGGUUAUGUUGCUGUUCGGUCUAUUGCCACACAAAGCGAUGACUCAAUAUCAGAACGAGUAAGCGAUAUGGAAGGAGAUCUGGAUGUUUCUGUCGAAGAGGAUAGUCGGCUUCCUUGUCGGGUCGAUGCCAUUUCAUUUCCUAGGUUCGAUGGAAGUGAUGAAUCUCUCAAUGGAAGAAUUAAUGCUGAUGAUUUUUCCGAGCAAUCGGACUCUUUUUCGGACACUUCUUCAAACAGUGAUCUGAUGGACAACUUGGAUCGCCUUGUUGUCUGGAAUCGACAGCAGCGCAGACCGAUGUUUGUAGGGUUUGUAGAGGUCUUCCGAAAUUGGAUCUAUGAAAUCCAAGAAACUUUGUUCGGAAUAUUUGAAUGCCGAAGUCGGUCUGUAAUGGCAUUGAUUUGGUGUGGAUAUACUUUUUCCAUAAUGAUAAUAGCAAACGGAUUUUUUCCAUAUAUGAUUUUAUACAGCUUCCUGUUCUUUGUUAUACUAUAUGCAGAAAGCGCACAACAACGAAGAAACAGGAUAAGACAGUAAAUAAAACGAAUAUGAAAAUGGCAAAACCUUUGGUCGAUAUUUAAUGAACAUGUUUAGAAAAAUAAAGAUGAAAGAGG
This is a messenger RNA of Mytilus californianus (California mussel), 998 nucleotides long. RefSeq names its product E3 ubiquitin-protein ligase RNF135-like. The transcript is spliced from 3 exons. NCBI's taxonomy places the organism in Eukaryota, Metazoa, Mollusca, Bivalvia, Mytilida, Mytilidae. Gene Ontology annotation, biological process: protein ubiquitination. Gene Ontology annotation, molecular function: ubiquitin protein ligase activity. The coding region runs from base 70 to 921 and encodes 283 amino acids. The record is from RefSeq and is a predicted model, not a curated record.